AUGGCCGCGGCAGUAAGGAUUCGGGACCUUCUGCGGGUCACCCUCCCUGUGCCGCACAGGGCAACAGUGGCGAAGCAGCUGGGGAAAGAAAUGGGCUGGCUGAGCCCAGUGCUGGUGGAAAUGAGCUGGAGGAGGCUGGCGUGGCCCUGGGCGCAGGACGGUGGGAGAAGGGAGAUGCUCGCGGCGCUGGAUGCCCGCUCCCUGAGCCGGCUGGAGCAGGGGGCGGCGAUGGCUGGCGCCGAGGCCCCUCCCCGGCCUCGCCCGGGGGCGCCUUCCCGGUCUGCGACGGGGCUGCUGGAGGCCCCGCAAGCCGGCGAGUUUGGUUUCUUCCCUUCUUACACCACAGAAGAUGUCGGACACUCUUCCCCCAUCCUGUCCUCCCCACGGGCGAAAAACAUACUGCAAGAGCCCGAAGUGCCGAACCCCACGAGCGCGUGGCGCGGCGGCACGAAGGCGGCGAUGCCUGCCGGCCUCGCUCUGCCGCGGCUGCUCAGGCAUGGCCGGGGGGUUGGCCAUAUUUUGGAAGACCCUGACCUGAGAAAGCUGCUGAACGACUCCUCCAUGCUGAACCUCAGCUUUCUCCCCAGUAACUGGUUCAACAACGGCACGGGGGACAGCUUCCUGCCGCUGAGCAUCAAGAUCACCAUCGUGGUCGUCUACUCCAUUGUGUGCAUUGUGGGGCUGGUGGGCAACUGCUCCGUCAUGUAUGUGAUCGUCAGAUUCACCAAGAUGAAGACAGCAACCAACAUUUACAUCUUUAACCUCGCUCUGGCUGAUACCUUGUGUCUGAUGACCUUACCCUUCCAGGGUACAGACACAUUCCUGGGCUUCUGGCCCUUCGGCAAUGUCCUCUGCAAGAUUGCCAUCUCUAUAGACUACUACAAUAUGUUCACAAGCACCUUCACCCUGACAAUGAUGAGCGUGGACCGCUACAUUGCCAUCUGCCACCCUAUCAAAGCGCUAGACAUCCGCACUCCCCACAAGGCCAAGGUGGUGAAUGUCUGCAUCUGGGCGCUGGCUUCUGUCUUUGGCAUCCCAGCAAUGGUGAUGGGAUCUGCAGAGAACGAAAACAACGAAAUUGAUUGUCUAAUUAAACUCCCUUCACCCGUGGAUUACUGGGAUCCAGUGUUUGGCAUCUGUGUCUUUCUCUUCUCCUUUAUGAUCCCUGUGUUGAUCAUCACCAUUUGCUACAGUCUUAUGAUCAGAAGACUCAAGAAUGUCCGUGUGCUCUCAGGCUCUAAGGAGAAGGACCGAAACCUGAGGCGCAUCACCCGAAUGGUCCUGGUGGUAGUCGCGGUCUUCAUCAUUUGCUGGACUCCCAUCCAGAUUUUUGUGCUGGUCCAGUGCUUGGGUGCCAAGGCAGAAAGCGAGCUCGAGCUGGCCAUCUCCUGCUUCUGCACCGCGCUGGGGUAUGCCAACAGCAGCCUGAACCCCGUGCUCUACGCCUUCUUAGACGAGAACUUCAAGGCGUGCUUCAAGAAGUUCUGCUUCCCCACCGCCUUCAGGACCGAGCUCCAGAUGUCCAACAGGAUGUGCAGCAUCGCCAAGGAUGUGGCCUAUGCCUGCAAGAACUCGGAGGGGACUAACAAUCCGGCCUGA
Messenger RNA from Nipponia nippon (crested ibis), 1599 nucleotides. The record is from RefSeq and is a predicted model, not a curated record. Lineage: Eukaryota; Metazoa; Chordata; Aves; Pelecaniformes; Threskiornithidae.